CACUGAAGCAGAAACAAACACUUGUCAGAGAAGUCACUGUUUAUUUAUUUUUCUUCACCUUGAACUGAACACUUCUGGCUUCAGGUCAUCAUGUGACAAGAUUAUUAUUAUUUUGUUUUUUCCAAAACGGUACAAGAAAUAUAAAGGCAACUUGAAUAGAGCUUCAUGAGCUGGACUCCCAGCAGCUCCCCAGUCGAGGUUUCUGUGUCCCCCUCCUGCUGCACCAGGACAGGAGCAUGCCAUCUGAGACUUGCCUCAGCAUUCAAGAAAUGCUCACAGGUGAAAGACUUUGCCAGUCUAAGUCUCACAAGGAUGCUGUCCUCGCAGCCCUGAACCAACAGAGACAUGAUGGGAUACUCUGUGAUGUCACCCUGGUUGCCGAGGAGCAGAAAUUCCAUGCCCACAAGGCAGUCCUGGCAGCGUGCAGUGACUAUUUCAGGGCUAUGUUUAGUCUGUGCAUGGUGGAAAGUGGAGCUGAUGAAGUGAAUUUACACGGUGUCACUAGUGUGGGGCUGAAGCAGGCUCUAGACUUUGCAUACACUGGGCAGAUUUUGUUGGAUCCUGGUAUAAUACAGGACGUGCUGGCUGCAGGGAGUCAUCUUCAGUUGCUGGAGCUCCUCAGCUUGUGCUCCCACUAUCUCAUCCAGGAGCUGAACAGCUUCAAUUACCUGGACAUGUACAAGCUGGCGGACCUGUUUAACCUGACGCUGCUGGAGGAGGCUGUGGUGAGCUUCCUGGUGAAGCACCUGUCAGAGCUGCUCAGUAGUCGCCAGGAAGAGGUGCUGGUACUUCCCUACCGUCUCCUCCGGGAGGUGCUCAAGAGCGACCGGCUCACAUCGCUCAGCGAGGAGCAGAUCUGGCAGCUGGCUGUGAGGUGGCUGGAGCAUGACUGCCGCUAUCAGUACAUGGAGGAGCUCCUGCAGUAUGUGCGUUACGGCCUCAUGGACGUCAAUGCCCUGCACACUGUAGCCCAGUCACACCCUCUGGUACAAGCCAGUGAAACUGCCACCGCCUUGAUCAAGGAGGCCUUGGAAUACCACCGCAGCCCCUAUGCACAGCCCACCUGGCAGACCCUUCAGACCAAGCCUCGUUUCCAGUCUGAAACACUUUACAUCGUGGGGGGGAAGAAGAGGGAGGUCUGUAAGGUGAAAGAGCUGAGGUUUUUCAACCCCAUGGACCAGGAGCAUGCCCACAUCGCCGGAGUGUCGAACUGGAGCGAGCUGGCCCCCAUGCCAGUGGGGAGGAGCCACCACUGUGUGGCCGUCAUGGGGGACUUCCUGUUUGUGGCGGGGGGGGAGGUGGAGCAUGCCACGGGGCGCACCAGCGCUGUCAGGACUGCCUGCCGGUAUGACCCGCGCAGCAACAAAUGGACCGAGAUCGCUCCCAUGAAAAACUGCAGGGAACACUUUGUGCUAGGGGCUCUGGAUGAAUACCUGUACGCAGUGGGGGGCAGGAAUGAGCUCCGCCAAGUCCUGCCCACUGUCGAGAGAUACUGUCCAAAGAAAAACAAGUGGACCUUUGUGCAGUCGUUUGACAGGUCGCUGUCGUGUCAUGCUGGGUGUGUGGCUGACGGGCUGCUCUGGAUAUCAGGUGGUGUAACGAACACUGCACAGUAUCAGAACAGAUUAAUGGUGUAUGACCCAAGUCAGAACAAAUGGAUUAGCCACAGUCCAAUGCUGCAGAGGAGAGUGUAUCAUGUAAUGGCACCGGUCCACAGAAAGCUUUACGUCCUGGGGGGAAACGAUCUAGACUACAACAAUGAUCGGAUCCUGGUGCGGCACAUAGACUCCUACGACAUUGACAAUGAUCAGUGGACGCGGUGCAGCUUCAGUUUGCUUACAGGGCAAAACGAGUCAGGAGUAGCUGUCCACAAUGGAAGAAUAUAUCUUGUUGGGGGAUAUUCUAUAUGGACCAAUGAGCCAUUAGCUUGUAUCCAGGUGCUGGAUGUUAGCAUAGCAGGCAAGGAGGAGGUUUUCUAUGGCCCGACUCUCCCAUUCGCUUCCAAUGGCAUAGCAACCUGCUUCCUCCCAGCUCCAUACUUCACCUGCCCCAACCUCCAGACCUUGCAAGUGCCUCAUCACAGAAUUGGUGCUGUGUAAAAAAAAAAAAAAAGAGAAACAGACAAAGAAACAUCUGCAGCCUCAAGAUCCAAUGUGACAGUCUAACAAAAGCAUCCUCAAAACAACCUGAAUGUCUCUCAUUUGCAGUGUAACUUUCUGCAGCAUAAAAGCUGAAAAGACAGUGGAUGUCACUCCCCAGAACCGAAUGUUAGAAAUGGAAGAUGUAGCUUCGGCAGACAGGAUAGAAACACCGACAUCAUAUAUAUGUACAGAGCCUCAGUAUAAGGUUGAAGAAUGUGGCCCAUUAAAACAAAAGCAAUGUAUAGAGAGAUCUGCAAUAAAGGUUAGAAGCCAACAUGUAUUUUAUUUCAGUUAUCAUUGAUAACAAGUCAGGAUUUGGUGAAUAGUCUGACCAACCUUAUUUCAUCAUUUUCUGCAGAAAAACAAGCAACUGUGACACUAGGACUUUCAAUAUAAACAGGAUUUCCCUCGAGUUGGGCACAUUUUUUGUCCGAGGGGGCUACUGUAGUUUGGGGUUCUUUUAUUUUGUUUAAAACUUUAAGAGUACAGUAUGGGAGAAAGUUGAAUGUGAAUUGAAAUCUAUGAGUUGUAUUAAAUGCCCAAGUUUUGCCUCCCUGUUUUAUUUCUUCACACAUUUCAAGGUACAAAAAGUUCCAAUUAAACCAAUAAAGCAAACCCCUGCAUACAUUAACAGGUUUAGGAUGUGAGUUUGCUGUGCGUAACACAUUUUAAUGGCCAUCAAUUUUAAAACAUACUUUCAGUGGGCGUUUAUAAGCCAAACAAACUGCAACGUUCUGAGUGCUUGAUGAUGGUGCAAGCUGUUUUAAAAUGUAUUCCAUAAUAAGUGAUACCAAGAUUUGAAUUACCAGUAUCAUAAGUAAGCAAAUUAGAUUUUAUAAAGUCAGUUUUUUUUUUUGUUUAAAUUUUGACUGCAUUUUGUAUACCAACAUUAUUUUCUUAUAUCCGCAAUUGAAAAAGCGAUGUCAUCAAAAUUAUAAUUGAAAUCCACCAUCACUCAGGACCGGAACAUUGUGCCAGCUUAUACAGAGUGCUUGUUUACAGAGCUAUUGAAACAGUACAUACAAAAAUAAAUCUGAACACUUUAAAAACUAGUGUCCAGAUAUUCAAUUAAGGAUUGUAUUAAUUGCAAUGCUACUUUAUAUAAACAAGGAUUUUACUGUAGAUGUAAUGUGUCAUGCAUGUUGUAUUUAUGCAACAUACUUGAUUAUAAACUUAGAAAUGAAAAAUCUGGUGACUAUGUGCUAGACUGCACAGUCAGGUAUACAUUGAUUUUAGGCAGACAAGACUUACAAAUCGUGCCCCAUUUUAGAGAGCAUCUCGGCAUUCAUUUCAAGAGAGAUUUGGAUGGAACCCAAGAAUGAAUUAUACAGAAUGCCACUAUGUAGAGGAUUAGACAGAAUUUACUGUAUUUAAAUUCUGGAUAUUGCAUAUUAGCUUUUAAAUGUCAAAACAGUUUGCUCUUAUCCCACAAAAGUACUUUAGAAAUCUAAGGCAUAGAGACAGCAUCUACAAGGACCCCAGUAGUCGCUGUGGACAUUGCCACAACAUGCACCCGACAGCAGGAGGCAGUAUGCAGCUAGAUUUAAAAACAAGAAAUACAUCAUGAAAUACAUGAACUUUAAAAUCGUUAUGAUAGAUGCGCUUCAGGUUAUCGGACUGCUUGAGCACGAGAAACAAGCAGGCUCCAGUACCUUGGAUUACAGGGCAUACAUAUACAUGUAAUAUGGUAAUAACCAAGUCACUUGCAUUGUAACAACUGAUGUAAUUAGUGUAUAAUCAUAUGGGAGUGGCCUGUACAAAUAUGUCACCAUGCAGGUAUUAAGAUGCUGUUCACAAGAGCAAUCCCAUGUAAUUACACAAUAGUUACAGUGUAAGAGCAAAGUUUGGUAAUUACAUUGUUAUUAUAAUGCAAUUGCAACAUACUGCACAUGCAGGAAUAAAUGUACUUCAACCCAUUCGGUUAUAUACGUAUUGUUGCUUACAAAUCAGCUUGGAAAAGUCCAGCGAUCUGGCUGAAUUGUGUCACCUAGGAAUGUGUUCAAUAGCUAUCCCUAUAUUUAUAUUGCAAAACACACAUAAGCAUUAUAGUUAUGCCAGAUUUACUGGAUGGAAGAUGAUAACUUAGCAUAAGUGUACCCACUACCAUGUGUUGUUAUUUACAUAAUGAACAACAAUACAUUAAUACAAAUACAUACAUGGUCAUUACUAGUUUGUGUCAUAGCAGUUUUUGUAAGGAAAUGCACAAAUUCCAUUCAAGCAAUCAAUUAGACAAAUAUUGGAAAGAAAGAGGGGUACUCGGUGCAGAAUCAACGAUAUGAAAGGCUUACAGUAGAAAAUAAUAUGUACUGUAUGUUGCAUAUAUGUAUAAUGCAUAUACAAUAUAUUUUGCCUUAUAUUAACAUGUAUGUUCACUUUCUGACAUGUAGGGAGUGUUUUCUAUGAUGUUAUGAUAUGCUGUAUGUAUACUGCACAGCAUAUUAAGUGUCUAUCUCAUAUAUGAGUCAUAUAUAAUGUUCAAUAUGGGCUACUUCAAAUCAGUGCUGACCACAAACAUUAAGCAGAAAUGAAAAUGUUUAAUAUUUACAAGUAAAAAACAUUUUGU
Molecule: messenger RNA, 4704 nt
Organism: Polyodon spathula (Mississippi paddlefish)
Lineage: Eukaryota; Metazoa; Chordata; Actinopteri; Acipenseriformes; Polyodontidae
Product: kelch-like protein 32
Exons: 11
Coding region: 237-2099 (620 amino acids)
Molecular function (GO): protein binding
Source: RefSeq, a predicted model, not a curated record